AUGACUGAGGCAGAACUAAUAUUACGUGAUUUCUUAGAAUCAGUUCUUAAGGAACGAGGUUCCAAACAGAAAGAAGUCAGAAUAAAAGAAAUAAACUCAGACGGUGCUAAUUAUACCUCGCUUUUAUUUUCAGUAAACGUAGAAACUUUUGAUAAAGAAUUAAAAUUGUUUGCGAAAGUUGCUGAUGUAGCCGAUGAGGCAAGGAGGGUUUUGAAUUGUGACAAUUUAUUCUGCACGGAAAAAUUUGUUUACAACCAACUUAUACCUCUUUAUAAUAGUCUUCAAAAGGAUUUAGAUGAAGAACACAAGUUCAUAUUUCCUGAAUUCUAUGGCUUUAAUAAUGAGUUCGGUAAAGAAACAGUCAUAUUAGAAAAUUUAGUUGAAAGUGGUUAUAAGCCUUACAGUCGUUUUAAAUCCAUGGAUUGGGAUCAUGGCAGAAUAUGUGUGGAGGCUAUAGCACGGUUCCACGCUUUGUCGUUUGCAUUGAGGAAGAGUGAUCCAGAAGGUUUUCAAAAAAUAGCUCAAAAUCUGAAGAACACUUUUGAUAAAGAUGCAUUCGAUCAAACAACCAAAGAUCAAUUCAAGGAUAUGGCGGAGACAGCGUUAAGUGUUCUAAAGCAAGAGGAGUGUCGUGAUAAAAUCAGAAAGCUUUUAUUCGAAACUGACUUGAUGUAUAAAUACAAUCAGCCUCUCAGCACACCGGUGCUGGCCCACGGUGAUUACAAAAUAAGCAACUUACUGUUUAAAAGGAAGGGUCAUAAUCUGAAAGCUGUAGUAGUUGAUUACCAGACUGUCCAUACUGGAUGCCCUGUGGGAGACCUACUCUACUUUAUAUUUCUGGGCUCAGAUGAACACUUCCGUCGUCUGUAUUACGACAAAUUAAUAAAUCAUUACUAUACGAGUCUAGAAGAAGCUCUCAAGAGGUUGGAUGUGGAUCCUGUAGAAGUGUAUCCGAGAGAGAACUUUGAAAGUGAUUUGAAAGAGUCGUUACCCUUCGUUAUUGUGACGGCAUUAUCAGCCUUGCCAAAUGUGCUUGCAGACGUUGAAACAGUACAGAAAUGGAAUUCUGAAUGUGGAGUAGAAGAUUUUAUAAAGCCAAAAUUUAGUGAUUUAUAUAUAGAGAGAUUUAGAGGAAUAAUAAACGACUUCGUCAGAUGGAACGUUAUUUGA
This is a messenger RNA of Danaus chrysippus (African queen), 1170 nucleotides long. The record is from the annotation of a GenBank genome assembly. NCBI's taxonomy places the organism in Eukaryota, Metazoa, Arthropoda, Insecta, Lepidoptera, Nymphalidae.